Molecule: messenger RNA, 2202 nt
Organism: Tachysurus vachellii
Lineage: Eukaryota; Metazoa; Chordata; Actinopteri; Siluriformes; Bagridae
Gene: dnajc7
Product: DnaJ (Hsp40) homolog, subfamily C, member 7
Exons: 14
Coding region: 59-1534 (491 amino acids)
Molecular function (GO): protein binding
Source: RefSeq, a predicted model, not a curated record
AGGGCCAAACGCUCUGCGUCAAAGCGUCCACACGCUGUUCGUCGUUCUUGACAGCAAAAUGGCGACGGUUGAGUACGACGGGAUUGCGGAUCCGGAGAUGGACUCGCUCAGCGAUGAGGAACUAGAAAGGGAAGCAGAGGGCUACAAAGAGCAGGGAAAUGCAUAUUACGUUAAGAAGGACUACUCUGAAGCAUUCAACUACUACACCAAGGCUAUUGACAUGUGCCCGAAGAACGCCAGUUACUAUGGUAACCGUGCAGCUACACUGAUGAUGCUGAGUCGCUACAGGGAGGCCCUGGAGGACUCCCAACAAGCCGUGCGGCUAGACGACACCUUCACGAAGGGUCACUUACGGGAGGGCAAAUGCCACCUGUUGCUCGGCAAUGCCAUGGCUGCCAGCCGCUGUUUCCAGAAGGUUCUUGAGUUGGAGCCAGACAACAGCCAGGCUCAGCAAGAACUAAAGAACGCAGAGUCCAUUCUGGAGUACGAGCGCAUGGCUGAGAUCGGCUUUGACAAACGUGACUUCAGAAUGGUGGUGUUCUGUAUGGAUCGAGCGCUGGAGUCGGCCUCUGCGUGUCAUAGAUUUAAGGUGCUGAAGGCAGAAUGCCUGGCGCUGCUUGGACGCUACCCAGAAGCCCAGUCUGUUGCCAGCGAUAUCUUACGGAUAGACUGUACUAACGGUGACGCCUUAUAUGUGAGGGGUUUGUGUUUAUAUUAUGAAGACUGUAUCGAUAAGGCGGUACAGUUCUUUAUUCAGGCACUACGCAUGGCACCGGACCAUGAGAAGGCUCGGCUGGCUUGCAGAAAUGCCAAAGCUCUGAAGGCUAAGAAGGAAGAAGGGAACCAGGCGUUUAAAGAGGGCAAUUAUGAGGAGGCUUGUGAGCUAUAUUCUGAGGCUUUGACCAUCGAUCCCAACAACAUCAAAACCAACGCUAAGCUUUACUGCAACCGGGCCACCGUCGGCUCCAAGUUAAAGAAGCUGGAGCAGGCCAUAGAAGACUGCACAAAAGCCAUUAAACUGGAUGAAUCCUAUAUUAAAGCAUACUUACGAAGAGCCCAGUGUUAUAUGGACACAGAACAGUAUGAAGAAGCUGUGAGGGACUAUGAGAAAGUCUAUCAGACAGAGAAAACUAAAGAACAUAAGACUUUAUUGAAGAACGCUCAGCUGGAGCUAAAGAAGAGUAAACGAAAAGAUUACUAUAAAGUUCUUGGAGUGGACAAAAAUGCUACAGAAGAUGAGAUCAAGAAGGCUUACCGCAAACGAGCACUUAUGCACCAUCCAGAUCGGCACAGUGGUGCCAGUGCCGAGAUACAGAAGGAGGAGGAAAAGAAGUUUAAAGAAGUGGGUGAGGCCUUCACCGUGCUCUCAGACCCCAAAAAGAAAUCUCGUUACGACAGCGGCCAUGAUCUGGAGGACGACGACAUGAACAUGGAUUUUGAUGCCAAUAACAUUUUCAAAGCGUUCUUCGGGGGCCCCAGUGGCUUCAGUUUCGAAGCAUCUGGACCUGGAAAUUUCUUUUUCCAGUUUGGCUAACUGUCCAUCGUCCCGCAUGUUUGCAGCAGACCCACACGGCCUCAAGAACCGACCCCCAACACAGACUUUCACCCGCCCCCUCAUACACAUUACAUACACACACGCUCCCCUAUACAACUGCAUGUUGUACUGCAGUGUGACGGGUCUAAGACCAGCAUAUGGUCAUUCUGUAAACAGCAAUUUUAAAAACAGAGUCCAGCAAUCCUCUCUGACUACACCUUACAAUUGUAAAUUUGUUUUUCCUCACAGCAACAUCGUGAACAGCUGCACCCAUGUUUCCGUAUUGAUUUUCUUUGAAUUAAAAACGGCCCCAGUUAAUUAACCACUGUAGAAAAAUAGCUUUCCCCAGUCUUUUUUUUUUGUUGUCGUGGAACAAAGAUUGGGUUAUCAGAAUGUUGAAGGUGCUACAGCAUAUGGUUUUGCAGCAUUCAUUUCAUCAAUGCAGGGUUCGUACAUUUCUUCUGUUCUUGCGCCACAUUAUGUCAAAGUGCCAGUUUUUACCACAGUUUCUGCUUUGGGCUUUGUGAUGCCGGUAAGAAGAAAUGUAUAACAAGUACCUCGCCUCCAAAUGUGCAAAAACGCUCCCAAAGUAAAUGUUUGGCUUGUUUUUAUCUUCUCAAUGCUGAUACCAUUAUAAAUACUAUUAUUAAAAAUAGUUUUAUAAAACA